AUGCGUGCGGAUAAUCACGGCAUCAGGUUCGAAUGCUUUCACUUGUUGGUCAACUCGUUCCUGGGCGCCGCUGUUGUGUCAGAGGCCACGCUUGUAGAAGUUUUUGAGAAGCUGGCAGAAUCGAUUGACGUCCCAGUUAUCCAGGCGCCCGACGGUAACGAGGUCAAGGAUGCGCUGGCGCUCGCAGCUGAGAUCCAAGGCAGCUUCGACGUGGUCCAGCGCCCGAGCGUCUCUGUCUACUACGAGAUGCCCAAGUACGAUUUAGCAGUGCAGAUGGUGGAGCGAGACAACGAACUAACACUCUUGCAGUCCGAACUCAAGCAGGUGAAACGACGGCUGGCGACGACGGAGCAGCGCUUGGGGCUACACACAAAAAAAUCUCGGAUCCUACGCGACACCCACCGUUCACUUGUGCAGAAAACGAACUUCAGACCAGGCAAGCGCUGCGUCAGCAUAUGGGGCGGCUACCAUUUGGCGUACAAGAGGUCUCACGGCUGCAGCAGCGCACGAUCUGUCGUGGCCAUGUGUGCUGGCGAGGAGUGGCAGGGGUCCUUCACAGACGGCGCCAAGAACAUGGUCAUCCGCUUCGAGCAUAACCUGUCCAUUGCCAGGACCGUGGUCGUCAAAUCAUUCUAUGACUCGGUCAAUCACUUGCACGCGACAUCGAAUGAGAUAUGCAUCAACUACGCGAGGGCGGCUUCUCUGGACAGUGGGGAUAUGGUGGCGUUGAUUGGGAGCAAGUUGUUCAGCUUCGAAUUCUUCAUGUUCAGGGGCGACGCCACGAACCAAGAGGCAGUCGACAAGGCAAAAGUGUGGACAGGUGAAGCCAGUUACAUUGCAACAUGCCCAGAGGCGCUGAGCGACAUCAGCAGCGACACCAACUUCGACAGUGACGACCUCAAGCUGACAUUCUUUCGGGAAGUGCUGGACUUGCAGACAGUUCGGACGGGCGGUGCAAAAGAAACCACAGACUUGGUGACGCGACAGUUUCGCAAUGCGGGGCUUCCGACGUGGAUGGAGGCCGCAUGCCGAGAUGGACCUAGCUUUCGGAGUUAUCAUUUUUGCUUAGAUAGCGGACCUGACUGUGUAGGCCUCGUUCGAGCUGCAGUCGCAGCUGUUUCUAACGUCCGUUGGGUGAUGAUAUCUAGUUAUUUUUGCCGCUUCCAUCAGAACGCGCUGAUCCAGCAGAGCAUGGUUGAUAUCACGAACAAUUGGGAAUGGCAUACGCCCUGGGGAUCUUCUUCGUUUCUUUCUGGUUUGAAGGUUAUCGCGAACACUCUGAGAGGCGCAGGCGUCCCACGGAAAGUCAGAGAAGCAGCUGCCGAGCUCAAGUUCCCACCCAAGGUUGUCAAAGAAUCUGUUGGCAACACCAUUCAUCGGGUUAUCGCGACGCGGUGGGGCUCCGUUGACGACAUCGAGAUGUACUUGAGGAAUGGUCGGCAUGUACUUGGACCCGCUGUCAGACGCACGUGGCCGAAGUUCGACGACACAGACGCAGACAAGACAAAGAAGAAGACAAAAAAGCUGGACGGUGAGGACGCUGAGUGGUACGAGAAACGCCGAAACUACCGCCAGACCACGGUUGCCUUGUUGAAUGACAAGUUGUUUUUGGGGACAGCUGAGAUCGACCUCGUCGCGAAGGGGCCCCUUGCUCAUUUCCAGCGUUGGGCGCAGCAGGAGAGCAAGAUUGAGCGAGAACACCGAUCGGAAGCAUCAAAGCAAGGGACCGCCUACACGGGUCCAACCUUCGUUUCUAAGUUCGUGUCGGGCAAGGCCAAGGUUAUCUUAGACGAGUUCAACGCCCUCCUGGACGACGACGCCAUGCUGACGCACUGGGUCGGCACCUGGAGUCUGAUUCGAGCUGACGAUGUACCAGAACAUGUCGAGGAGGUUCGCAACGCCAAAAGAAACUUCACAACAAUGAAAAUACACCAGUUGGUUUUGAGUUUUCGGUUCGUUUUCGGUGGUCUGAUUUCGUUUGGCGUUCGGACCUCCUCGAAGGCAUUGUGCUUGAUCGUGACCUUGGUGGUGCGUGGCGCUCUUGAUUGGGAACGACGGAUGUACGACCCCACGCAGAGGUUCCCACUCGACUUUCUCAACGUCUUGGAGGCGGACCCUGAGGAGGCCUCGGCUCCUCGCAAAGCCUUAGCCCAUCGGUUGAUGACUGCGUCCAAGGAGAACUUAGAGUGGCAGGAUGGCGUGUACAACUCCUUCAGCUUCAAGUUACGUGCCAUGUUCUAUGAAGAUUUCGUCAUCAUGCAGGGCACUGGUAAGUGCACGAGGAUGGUAUGGAUAUUUCUUUCAGGCUGGCGUGCGUUAUUCAAUGGCGAGACGCAGGAGAUCGAGGGCUGGAACAGUACGUUGAAGAAUAUGUGCGAACGGGCUCCACGCACUAAGGUGAGACUGGCAUCAGAUCGCCUCAAGAACAGAGUUGGCGAACGGACUCCCACCGACGAGGCCGUCGCAGUGCACAAGAAGGUCGUCGAGUUCUCAAAGACAGAUGCGAACAUGUUCCGCUUCAGCCCCCUCACAGACAAGGAGCGCGAUGCCAGCGCAGGGCCUCAUCCUGAUGCUGUCCCUCUUAUUGGAUCGAGCAAUGCGUCCACCACGCACUUCGUCGGUGACCUGCCCGACAAUGCCAGAGAAGCACUUCCGAUAUCUUAUAGCAUAUUUGAUGUGACUGACUUGGGAGCCAGGUAUGCGUAUGUGAUUGUCGGCCCAGACGCACCUGAUACACGCGCACUUGCUUUAGAUCGCAGCGUCGUAUUCUUGGCGGGGACUUCGCACUACAAGACGAUGUAUUGCGCAACUGGCCACGUGGACGAGCUAUGCCAUUUUCACUUGCACGUUCCAAUUGUCAAACGUACUGCGUGUGCUCUGGUUGGUGAGGCCCUACAUGCAUUUCACCCUCUUCCAGCUGGGCGGAAGCAGCGUCCUCGCUUGCAUCUGGUCCAGUACAUGUUGUCGUGGACGUCGUUGAAGGCCGCCUCGGUGAUCGCUGACACUGCCCAAGUGACGCCGCUGUUCAAGCGGGCCUACAAUGGCCCCAAGAAAAAGAAUACACACACAGUCGACGCCGAGGGCGGUUUGCCUGACAUGCUUGAGGACGACGACGGCUUCUCUGAGGAGCUUGAACGAUUGAUUGCCCAGGACGCCAUGGAGGAGGAGUGCGAGGACCUCGAGGGCGCCAGCGAGGGCCUCGACAGCGACGGCAAGGAUACGGACGUUGAGGACGACGCUGGAGAUCGACAGCCUGACCCACAUAACCAUGCAGGGCCUGAUAAAAGCGACGUCUUUGACGCCAUCUCUGGCGACCACCGAGCUGAGCUUCUCCGCAACGUGAGGGGCGCAUGCGAGGCAAGCCGCACAUCUGCUCGGGACGCGAUGUACUUCGCUGAGGACUACGGCUUCAGGACUGACAUGUCAGAUGCUCCAGAGCGGGGCUUGGUAUCGUUGGUUGAAUUGCGAACAGUUGCAGAAGAUGGUCAAGUUCAUUACGAUGUUGUCUUUGUUGCUUGGGAGGGCGUUGGCAGGUCUGCAAAAAUAGCAAGGGUGGACCUCGAGCACCUGUGGUUCAAGUAUAACGUGCCGUUUGCGACUGAGCAUCUCAAGAGGGAGUGCGACAGGGACCACUGCAACAUCAUCAUCGGGAACGUGCCUGUCAGGAUCACGCGGCCCAAGGACUUGCGUGAGCGUGUGCCUGAUUGGUGCUUGCUAAUUAUGAAGGCCUUCGCGGCCGAACUGUUUUCUGGUCCGAUUGCUCGCGACUGUCUCUUCAGUUGCGACGCUCCCUGCGUUUUUUGUGCGUGCGCAGACACCAUGGGCAUGGAUGUCAGGGUCGUCGGCGGCGGUGGUGCGCAGCCCGUAGAGCACUUUGAUUCGUACAUAUGUUCCGAGUGCGUUGUGUACUGGCACAGCGCGUGCGCAGAGAACGUGGCACGUGCUUUUGGGAUGGGGCUACUCCCAGCGAUGGCAGCUGCCAGCUCCCAUGGCGACAUGGCGCUCGUGCCCAAGGGGCCCGAGCCCAAGAUUGCAGACCCGUCCACGUUGUUCCUUAACGACCGUGCGAGGUUUCCGACGAUAUACGACAGGUUCGUCGGCUACGUGGCGGGCCCCGAGCUCGAGAAUCUAGUGUUCAGGCUGUACGCGCGUCAACCCCGAUGGCUGCCCCUCGUGCACGAGGGCAAGUUCACCAUGACCAGGGACCCUGCCAACAGGUGCAAGUCAGUUGAGACGAUUGGCAUAUGCAAGGUCCGUAAGGGGCCAUGGGUAAUUCCAGCAGGCGAGAAUCAAUGGACUGUUCUACACUGGGCGAGCUUGCUUGAAGGUGCCAAGAUGGCGAUGGAGAAAGAUCCCCACAAGAAAAACAGGACGGUUUGGAUCGCUCUCGAGGCCGGUUGUGACUCUGCUGUGGAGUUCGACCCGAACUUACCAGACGAUGUGAAAGACUACGUCAUCGAGCUAGGCAACGCCACCAACGCCAGCACUUUGGUGGUUACGGUGCUCCAGGUGUUCAUGUCUACCGAGACGAUUCUUUCUGGAUGGGCAAUCCAGAAGGAAAAGGUAACUGCUACUGGUGACGGUUGUGGCGGGGCGCUUACGCUCUACGCUCGCAGGCAUGCCUAUGCCAACACUGUAUUCUCUGGCCGCUGGCGCUCACAGAACGCGCUCGACGUGACGAUCAACACCUACAACCUUUUGCAGACAACGAUGACAUCAGCAGGCAUUUCAAUUUGGGAUCAGAUGGUAUCUUAUUUCGAGACAAAGGCUGACUACAUGCAUGAGUACAUGAAGGACACGAACGCGGUCAUCCAGAACAUCAGUUGCAUUUGCAAGGUGCUGUGCUCUACUUAUCCCGACUUCGUCGUUCCUGUCGUUGCCCUCGUGAUCCCGCACCUCGAGUCUGAACCCCUCGGGGCGUGCCCAGCGCUGCCAGAUGGCAUUCCGCAGGGCAAGUUGCGAAAGCUGUCAGAGGCCAUGGUGAGGAACUUACUGGCGAGCAUGGCCGACAGCGCGACUAUGAAGGCGAAGGUCUCUGCGGGGUGCGCGUGCGCAUCGGAUGGGGACAACGACGUGUCUUUCCUGAGUGACGUGAUCCAGUUCACCGCGAUGCUCAAGCACAAGCUGAACGUCCCCCAGGACAACCUGAACGCAUACUCGUCGAUCCUGUGCUUCUGCCAGCUGCAGGGAGAGAUACAAGUUCCAGGGAAUGGCAACACCCCAGCGAGGACGAUCAGCAGAUACACCGCGAUGAAGCGCCACAUCAUCAACGCUGCAUUCAAAGCAUCUGGCAUGGCAAAGAAGCCCAGCGACCUUGAGAUCUACUACGCCGACGCAGGGGACGACAGCCAGCUUGCAGAGUCGCCCAGCAAGGCGCCUCUGGAGGAGAAGACUGACGAGACGCUCUUGGACACCUUCAAGACCUUGCAGGACAACGGUUCGGCGGCCCGCAUGAAGUCCUACCUGAUGGUGAACCCGAUCGACAAGCCGAUCCAGUUGCACAUGGCAGUCUGCGGGAUUACGAGCAAGGUCUACACGUCUAUGAUUGGAGCAUGCGGUGGUGCAGAGGGCAAGUCUGGAACUCCAGAUAGCCAACGUGAGCUGAUCGAAGAGGCCACGAAGCGCGUGGUCACUGCCGUCAUGGAUGAGAUGCCGUUGGCGUUCGACGAGAUAGUGAUAAACUUUGGACAAUUGUCGGAAUUCAAAUUUGCUUUGACAACUGUUUCAACCAGGAGCGACUAUGCCGACACGGAGCUUCUGAGGAAGACGUGCGAAGAGAUGGGCGUGAUCGGGGCCACCGGCCGCAAGAAGCUGAACAUGGUCAGGCUGAACACGUUCUUCGCAGUGUGCAGCACGUUAUCUACGAUGCAGGUCCCCCUCAACGGCACUCCGAAAUACAUGUUUGGCUUGCUGUCUGUGCAGGACGUCUUCAAGAAGAUCGCGGAGUCCAUCGAGAGCCAGCGGUGCGGAGCGCAGGAGCCCAUCGAUAUCAAGAUCAUCACCAAGGCCAUCGACGGCGACGUGUCCAUGGCUGUCUUCGGCGACUGUUUCAGCAAGGCGUUUGCUGAACUGGUGGUGACGGUGAACAAGGUUUGCCCGACCAAGGCGAAGGCGCAUCACACGCUCGUCGCGGGCCUGAGGGGGAAGCUGCAGGGCUUCACUCAUACGCAGAUGAAGGAGUUCGUCGUGUCGCAGGGCUUGCAGAGUAUCGAGGUGCCGCCAUCCAUGGGAAUCUUCUCGUCUGUGAAAGCUGCGCUGGUAGAGGAUGUCAUGACUGCGGUUAAAAAGAAGUGCACCGACACGACCUUGGCAGCCACGAUCCUCGUCGGCAACGUUGGCGACAAGGUGACGAUCCUGCGCGACCAGCUGGCCAAGGCAAGCGCCACCACUACAACUGCGGCGGCAACAGCGGCGGUCGUGGCACCGACUGCGGGGCAGACGACUACUCCAACCAAGACUGCCAAGGAACCAGUCCCCAUCGCCGUCGACGACGGCAAGGGCAUUCCCCAGGGCGACUUCAACCUGACCAGCCUGGGGGUCACGCAGUGGAUCAGCAUGCUCACCGAUGAGGACCGCUCGAAACUAACAUACAAUAUUAAUGACACCAGCUUCCUUCUCGCCCUCACUUCUUCUCCCCGCCUUUCCUCCCAAAUUCGAGAGGAGCUGAAGUCCAACGGGCCCGACCACCUUGCCAUGACCAGCGCGACGAAGGCGCGGGUGAUCGCCUCUGUGCAGGGCCAUUUCAUGCCACCCGCUGACGGACUGCAAGGCCGCUUUCUCCGCGACGUGCUGAUUGACUUUUCCAGGAAGAAGAGCGUGGGGACCUUGACAGCUCGUCUGGCGGCAGACGCAACGACCACGGAGGCUCCCGAGUUCGUUUGUUGGGGCAGGGUGGUAGAUGCGAUCGCUGCGAGGAGCCUUCCGCGUGGCACUCUGCUUCCACUGGGGACAAGCAAUGGUUUGAGUUUGUUCCUGGAUGGCUCGAAGCUCCUCAACCCUUUGGUUUCAGACGCAUGCAUCGCAUGGAUGCUCCCGAUGAUCAAGGACGACGUGGACGGUGAGACCAACGCCGAUGCUGCCCCCUUGGUGGACAGCGCGGCCAACCCUGAGGCUGGUGCAUGCGCAGCUGGCAGCAGCAGCGGUGCCCAGCCGCCCAGCAAGAAGCGCAAGGGCGCCUCCGCUGCCAAGGCGCAGCAGGCGCAGCAGGCAGCACCCCCAGCAAAACCACAGCCGAAGAAGGCUGGCAAUCGCAAGAAGCUUUCUCACACGCACUCUGUCGAAUUCGAGACCGUGCAAUUUGAUGUCGAGGUCGACUCGACUGCCAAGGUUUUCACUUUCGAGAGGCCUUUCUUGAAAUCCAACCGCCCCCUCAAAGCAGGCGAGACUCUUCGUCGCAAAGCCUUCGAGUGGACGGAGGCCAACUCCCCAGGCGAGGUUGUCUCGGGCAGGACUGCGUCGGCGCGGAUUUUUGGCAUGUCUUGA
Molecule: messenger RNA, 7482 nt
Organism: Prorocentrum cordatum
Lineage: Eukaryota; Dinophyceae; Prorocentrales; Prorocentraceae
Source: the annotation of a GenBank genome assembly